This is a messenger RNA of Lytechinus pictus (painted urchin), 3408 nucleotides long. RefSeq names its product putative aldolase class 2 protein PA3430. The record is from RefSeq and is a predicted model, not a curated record. Gene Ontology annotation, molecular function: actin filament binding. The transcript is spliced from 6 exons. Bases 424 to 1320 code for a protein of 298 amino acids. Lineage: Eukaryota; Metazoa; Echinodermata; Echinoidea; Temnopleuroida; Toxopneustidae. Gene Ontology annotation, cellular component: cytoskeleton.
AGUCAAUUAGAGUGUUUUCAUUCAAGUAGAGUAUAACAAAAAUAUACGGCUGAGAAUAAUGCAUUAUGUGUAAUGAACCUGGCUGCGGCUGGUAAUUCAUACCUAGUUAACAAUUCGUUGUUCAUAUCCCGCACGAGUGGCACGACCUGGAUGGACGGGGAUCGCCGCCCCUCGUUUGCGAACAGAGAGAGAGAGAGUUAAUGAAUGGCUCUAAAUCAUGUGAGCUCCAUAUGCUCUUAUUUAUAGAACUACCCUUUGUCCCGUUUAUCGUUCGAGAUACUUGCAUGCAUGUGUGCAUCAGUUAUACCUGAAUGGCUCUAGCCAACAUUUAUACUGCAAUAUAGUAAACAUUUAUUGAUUUCACACUACUUGAGUUAUUUCUCGAUGAUCUCGUCGCGUUUGUCAGUAGGCCUACAUUAAAAUAUGUUUCGUUUGUCUGUAAACCGAGCUGCGAGCGAAUGGUCAAGGUUUUGCAGUGGAUACAAGAGGCUUACUAAAUUGAACAAUGUGAGAUGGUGGAAUGGAACUGCGUCAACUACAAAUAAUGAACUUAAAGACCAAUCUAGUCGCGAAGAAGCCAAUUAUAAGGCCCGUGUUGAUCUCGCUGUGACAUACAGGGCAUUGGAGUACUAUGGUAUGGGCGAGGGCAUCUGCAACCACUUGACUCUUAGAGCGCCCUCUCGUGUCAGAGAAGAAGAUGUCAUGCUUCUCAUUCCAUAUGGAAUGCACUGGAGAGAGGUGACUGCUUCAAGCCUAAUGGGAAUUGAUUUCUUCACUGGCGAAGUUGUAGAGGGAGAGGGAGAGCCGAAUAUUUCUGCUUCCUGUAUACAUAGACCUAUCCAUAAUGUACGUUAUCCAAUAGACGGAAUGAAAGCAGUACUGCACACCCAUCAACCAUAUACCACAGCCAUCGCUUGCAUGAACGAUCCUGAACCAUUCAAGAUAGGUGCAACUCAGAACAGCAUGCGAUUCCUCGACAGGAUUGCUUAUGACGAGGAUUACGACGGGUUCGCAAACGCUUCUGAUGAAGGUGAGAGGCUGGCCAAGGUGUUGGGAACCAAAGAUAUUCUCCUCAUGAAGCAACAUGGAGUUUUAUCGGUGGCGAAGAGAGCGUGUGAUGCCUUUGAUUACCUAUACUAUCUCGAAAGAGCAGCACAACUACAGGUUUUGCUAAUGUCGUCUGGUGCCCAAAUGAUGAAAGCUCCUCAUGAAGUCAUCAAAUCAGUAGCCGAUGAUGACUGCUACGAACACAACGCUUAUGCAUUCUUUGAAAGUAUGAAGAGAAUACUUGCCGAUGAAAAGCCAAACUAUAUGGAUUGAGAAUUAUAAUCUAAGUCCAAGUUAACUUAUGAAUUAUUGGAAAGCAAAGAGAUGCCAAAUUAAUGUGGAUUUUGGGAGUUUUUGUUUUAUUUUGAACAUUCAAAGUAGCUGGCCACCUUAUUCAGAAUGAGAUUGUUCAAUACACAAGUAUAAUAGCUAAUGAUGAACAUUUGCUGGGAACUCUUCUUUUUUUUAAUGCAUUUAAUUUCAAAAUGUAAUUUUGAUAUCAUAUUUGUAUGAUUUUGAUGGUGAACUUGGCAGACUAUUUUCUUUAUCACGUUGAAUAUUCAAAGUGACUAGCCACGUUUAUGCAGUGUGUUAAGAGAUAUUACAAUACACAAGUAUAAAAGCGAGUGAUGAAUAUUUUUAGGGAACCGUUUUCAUUUUUAAUAACAAACAAAUAUAUUUAGAUUAAUUUGUUAUUUUCAUAUUUGUAUGAUAUUGAUGUUGAACUUAACAAAGUAAUUAUAUUUUGACUUUUGAGUAAUCUUUAUACUUUUGAAAAAAAAAUACUCCAGAGGGAAUUAUUGUGAUCAUAGUAAUACUGUGGUCUGUUCCUGCAGUGAGAUGAAUAAAUUUAGUGUAAAAACUCGAGUGUCCAAACUAUGUACACUGGUGAACACUAGUUUUUUUUAUGUGUAGGGUUACACUUAAAGACAGGACUGUACACCAACACAGACACUUUAAUCAGUAUCAGCUCAACACCCAUACUACUAAAGGCUUGGUCCCACUGCACUUGUUGAUGCAGAGAGGAUGUAAAACGGAAAAGAAUCUUGCCAUCCAUUGGAAAACAUUAUCUAUUUUGUACUCUUUGCAUACAUGUUUCAUACGCUCUAUAUCCAUCGAGCAUCCGUCCACUGUAUAUUUCAUUGUUCGCCCAUUUUGUCCAUUGUCUGGAGCAGAUGAAAACAGAUUGAGCCACCCUAAAUUUUGCUUGUCCACUGUAUCCGUUAUGAAUAUGUUUUGUGUCCAUCAGCCAGCGGGCCAUAACAGGGGGCCCAGAUCCUUACCCAGAGUGCAACACAGGUUUCCUGGAUAAAUCCUUACCCAUAAUGCAAUAUUUAUCUAUAUUUGAGAUAUAUACUUUACAAUAUUUAGCCAAAAGAGACGAGAGAAAGAGGAGGGAUAUUCAACAUAUGCUCCCAAGCAUCCCUUAGUUUUCAAUAAAGAUCUCAUUAACAUAAUAAAUCUUGACCCCUAAUUCAUAAUAUAUUGUUUUAUUUUUUUGUGGAAAAGGUACAUGUAUCAAGUUUAUAUUAUAAUGCAUAAACAUGGUCCUAUGGUAAGAUAUUAACUGUGUGCUUAAGCUAUUUCAAAUUCAGUAUCCCUUUUUCAUAUUUCAAGUAAGUGGCAAAGGAUAUUACAAAGUUAUUUUUCACUAUAUUUGUAGUAAAUCAGGGGUGUAAGUGGUCACAAAUAAAAAGAUAUGAAAAGUGCUGAAGAUCGAGUGUUGAAAAAGUCUAAAAUAGAAAGAGCUCUCAUAUCUUUGUACAGAGGAAAGCCAAAAAUAAGCUGAAAUUAAGCUGAAAAUCAAAACAAAAAAAUCUGAAAUCAGCUACAAAUCUGAACUCUCACACCCCUGAAUAAAAGUACACAUGUAAUAUCCAUUUACUGAUUAUUAUUGUUUACUGUUUAUAUUGCAUUUUCAUUUCCUGGCCAUACUGUGACAGUCAUUUAUCAUGUUAGGAAUAUCAAUAAUGGAAUUGAAAGGAUUUGUAAAAAAUAUGUUAUAUUAUACCAGUUUGUGAAAGGCACACAAGUGUUAUUCCUCCUUUACUUUAUGUCAUACAUUGAUUUCCAUAAAUCAUAUAUUUCACACACUUGAUUGUUAUGAGCUAUAAUAUUUUGUUUCAAUGACAUUUAACAUCGAAUUUGGAUGUUUGUUAUUAUUCAUUCAUUUGUAUAUUUUCAUUACUGAUAUGCUAACAUACAAAAAGAAAAUAAAGUCUAGAUCUAAUAUGUUGUCUAUCUUAUUUCUUUGUGAUGGUGAAGGCAUAAUUGAGUUAAUAUAAUAGGGGGCGGGCAUUCAUGAUAGUAAUGCGAGCAGAUGAUGCUUAUGAAAUAAAAGGAAAACAACAAUGAUAACAC